GACUCCCACCCUUAUUACGUGGGGUGGUGUAGCUGGUGCUGGUGUAAUAUGGGCCACAGACUGGAAGCUGGUCCUUCAGUAUGUUCCCUACAUCGGUGGCAAGUAUAAGACUGAAGACUGA
Apaloderma vittatum (bar-tailed trogon) is the source of this 121-nucleotide messenger RNA. RefSeq names its product cytochrome b-c1 complex subunit 10. NCBI's taxonomy places the organism in Eukaryota, Metazoa, Chordata, Aves, Trogoniformes, Trogonidae. Gene Ontology annotation, cellular component: mitochondrial inner membrane. Gene Ontology annotation, biological process: mitochondrial electron transport, ubiquinol to cytochrome c. The annotation marks the transcript as partial. The transcript has a single exon. The record is from RefSeq and is a predicted model, not a curated record.